GUGGCAACACUGGUAACUUUGUACUUGACAGCGCUCGCACCUCUCUUUCUAGUUUGUCCGUCAAAAUGGCAACCACGACGAUAUCCAAGAAACGCAAGUUUGUGGCGAACGGCGUCUUUAAAGCCGAAUUAAACGAGUUCUUGACUCGUGAACUCGCUGAAGAUGGUUACUCCGGCGUCGAGGUGCGUGUUACUCCAACUCGCACAGAGAUCAUUAUCAUGGCUACACGCACCCAGAACGUUCUCGGUGAGAAGGGUCGUCGCAUUCGUGAAUUAACCUCUGUUGUACAGAAGAGAUUCAACUUCCCUGAGAGCACAGUGGAGCUGUAUGCUGAGAAGGUUGCUACCCGCGGUUUGUGCGCUAUUGCUCAAGCUGAAUCACUCAGAUACAAGCUUAUUGGCGGGCUUGCCGUUCGUCGGGCAUGCUAUGGUGUGCUUAGAUUCAUUAUGGAAUCUGGAGCUAAAGGAUGUGAAGUCGUUGUAUCAGGCAAGUUGCGCGGUCAGCGUGCCAAGUCCAUGAAGUUCGUCGAUGGGUUGAUGAUCCACUCCGGCGACCCGAUCAACGACUACGUCGACACCGCCACGCGCCACGUAUUGUUGAGACAAGGUGUGCUCGGCAUUAAGGUGAAAAUCAUGCUGCCGUGGGAUCCUAACGGCAAGACCGGCCCCAAGAAACCACUGCCGGAUUACGUGUGCGUCGUCGAGCCGAAGGAGGAGAUCAUGCCGUCGCACCCCAGCAGUGACAUCAAGCCCGUCAAGCCUGACGCGCCCCCGGUUGCUAUUGGUGUUGCAUAAAUUAUAAGAAUUAAACUUUUCAAUUAAACAUUUUGAAAACAAA
Molecule: messenger RNA, 837 nt
Organism: Dalotia coriaria
Lineage: Eukaryota; Metazoa; Arthropoda; Insecta; Coleoptera; Staphylinidae
Gene: RpS3
Product: small ribosomal subunit protein uS3A-like
Exons: 3
Coding region: 66-794 (242 amino acids)
Biological process (GO): translation; positive regulation of apoptotic signaling pathway
Cellular component (GO): cytosolic small ribosomal subunit; nucleus
Molecular function (GO): structural constituent of ribosome; RNA binding
Source: RefSeq, a predicted model, not a curated record